Messenger RNA from Benincasa hispida (wax gourd), 3685 nucleotides. RefSeq lists its product as uncharacterized. Gene Ontology annotation, molecular function: protein binding; ATP binding; protein kinase activity. The record is from RefSeq and is a predicted model, not a curated record. NCBI's taxonomy places the organism in Eukaryota, Viridiplantae, Streptophyta, Magnoliopsida, Cucurbitales, Cucurbitaceae. Gene Ontology annotation, biological process: protein phosphorylation.
AAAGGAAUCAAAGUAUGGUAAAACAAAAUAAAAAUAAAUAAAUAAGUAAAACCCAUCAUCCCAUCUUUCUCCCCCACUUGUUUGUAUCUGCCAAUAUGCAUGUUACCAAUAGCAAAUCAAUGUUUUUUAUGUCAACUUUUUCUUGAGAUGAACAAAAUGCUUGCCAAGAGGAUAUAUAUUUCAUACAUUUCUGUUACUGUUUAAGAAGAAAGAGUGGGAAUAUUGGUUGUGGGUUGUUCUUCCAAAUUAGUUUAUAUAACAAUGUCAUGAUGAUACCAGUUUCAAUUUCUGUUUCAAUCAUUUUCUUCUCCUUGUUGUUACCAUCAAUUUCUGGUCUCAACCAACAGGGUAUCUCUCUGCUUUCAUGGCUUUCAACUUUCAAUUCAUCUUCUUCUGCUACGUUUUUCUCAUCUUGGGAUUUAACCCAUCAGAAUCCAUGCAGUUGGGAUUAUGUUCAUUGUUCAGGCAAUGGAUUUGUUACUGAAAUCCAAAUUUCCUCCAUUAAUCUUCAAACUAGUUUUCCGGUGCAGAUUCUUGCCUUCGACUCUCUCACCAAACUUGUUUUGUCUAAUGUCAAUCUCACUGGGGAAAUUCCACGAGCAAUGGGUAAUUUAUCGUCUUUGAUCGUCUUGGACUUGAGCUUCAAUGCUUUGACAGGCAAGAUUCCGCCGAAGAUUGGGGAGCUGUCCAAGUUGGAGUUCUUGUCGUUGAAUUCCAACUCCUUGAGCGGCGAAAUUCCGCCGGAGAUUGGGAACUGUUCGACGUUGAAACGGCUUGAACUGUACGAUAACUUACUGUUUGGGAAGAUUCCCGCGGAAUUCGGUCGGUUGAAGGCGUUGGAGAUUCUUCGUGCAGGUGGAAAUGAAGGCAUUCAUGGCGGAAUUCCGGAUGAAAUUUCGAAGUGUGAAGGACUUACGUUUUUAGGACUUGCAGAUACCGGCAUUUCGGGGCAGAUUCCGAGGAGCUUUGGAGGGCUUAAGAAUCUCAAAACGCUUUCUGUUUAUACUGCGAAUCUCACCGGCGAAAUCCCGCCGGAAAUCGGGAACUGUUCUUCGUUGGAGAAUUUAUUUCUGUAUCAGAAUCAACUUUCGGGGAGAAUACCGGAGGAGUUAGGAAAUAUGAUGAGUAUCAGAAGAGUGUUGUUAUGGCAGAAUAAUAUAAGUGGAGAGAUUCCAGAAUCUCUCGGGAAUGGAACAGGGCUUGUAGUUAUUGAUUUCUCUUUGAAUGCUUUGACCGGUGAAGUUCCUGUUUCUUUAGCCAAAUUAAUUGCUCUUGAGGAGCUGCUUUUGUCUGAAAAUGAGAUUUCCGGUCAAAUUCCGUCGUUUUUCGGAAACUUUUCGUUUCUUAAGCAACUUGAAUUGGAUAACAACAGAUUUUCCGGUCCAAUUCCACCGUCCAUUGGCCGAUUGAAGCAGCUCUCUCUGUUCUUCGCUUGGCAGAAUCAACUGACUGGAAACCUACCGGCGGAGCUUUCCGGUUGUGAGAAACUCGAAGCACUCGAUCUUUCACAUAAUUCUCUCACCGGACCGAUUCCGGAAUCUCUGUUGAAUCUCAAGAAUUUGAGCCAAUUGUUACUGAUAUCCAAUCGAUUUUCAGGUGAAAUUCCUCGGAAUUUAGGGAAUUGUACUGGCCUGACUCGUUUACGACUCGGAUCGAAUGACCUCACCGGGAGAAUUCCGUCGGAGAUUGGGCUACUUCGUGGUUUGAGCUUUUUGGAGUUGUCGGAAAAUCGAUUUCAGUCGGAAAUUCCGUCGGAGAUUGGUAACUGUACUGAGUUGGAAAUGGUUGAUUUGCAUGGAAAUGAACUUCAUGGGAAUAUACCUUCAUCCUUCUCCUUUCUUGUUGGACUCAAUGUGUUGGAUCUCUCCAUGAACAGAUUAACAGGCUCCAUUCCUAAAAAUUUAGGCAAGCUUUCAUCUCUAAACAAAUUGAUUCUGAAGGGAAAUUCCAUCACUGGUUCAAUUCCAUCUUCAUUAGGUCUUUGUAAAGAUUUGCAGUUGUUGGAUAUAAGUAGUAAUAGAAUCUCAGAUUCAAUCCCUUCUGAGAUUGGCCAUAUUCAAGAACUAGACAUUCUUUUGAAUUUGAGUUCAAAUUCCUUGACUGGUCAAAUCCCUGAAAGCUUUUCAAAUCUCUCUAAACUUGCUAAUUUGGAUAUCUCUCAUAACAUGCUCAUUGGAAAUCUGGGAAUGUUGGGAAAUCUUGACAAUCUUGUCUCUCUUGAUGUCUCAUUCAACAACUUCUCAGGUGUUCUUCCUGAUACCAAGUUCUUCCAAGACCUCCCUGCCUCUGCAUUUGCUGGAAAUCAAUAUCUAUGUAUUGAAAGUAAUGGAUGCCACUCCGAACGCAAUGAUCGCGGCAAGAAGUCGACUAGAAAUCUCAUCGUUUUCGUGUUUCUUAGUGUCAUUGCGGCAGCAUCGUUUGUGCUAAUUGUGUUGAGUUUGUUUAUGAAAAUACGUGGGACGGGGUUUACCAAGAACAGCCAUGAAGACAGCUUGGAUUGGGAAUUCACUCCGUUUCAGAAGUUCAGCUUCUCGGUGAAUGAUAUCAUUACCAGAUUAUCGGACUCGAACAUCGUUGGAAAGGGUUGUUCGGGUAUAGUUUAUCGUGUUGAAACUCCAACAAAACAAGUCAUUGCAGUGAAGAAGCUAUGGCCUUUAAAGAAUGGUGAAGUUCCUGAAAGAGACUUGUUUUCAGCUGAAGUUCAGAUUCUUGGAUCUAUAAGACAUAGGAAUAUUGUUAGGCUUCUGGGUUGCUGUAACAAUGGCAAAACUAGACUGCUUUUAUUUGAUUACAUCAGUAAUGGAAGUUUGGGUGGACUGCUCCAUGAGACGAGGCCAUUCUUGGAUUGGGAUGCAAGGUACAGGAUUAUACUGGGAGCUGCCCAUGGCUUAGCUUAUCUACACCAUGAUUGUAUACCUCCAAUCCUUCAUCGCGAUAUUAAAGCAAACAACAUAUUAGUAGGAUCACAAUUUGAAGCUGUUCUUGCGGAUUUCGGCCUAGCGAAGCUCGUCGAUUCUUCAGGCUGUUCGAGACCGUCCAAUGCAGUUGCCGGUUCUUACGGCUAUAUUGCUCCAGAAUAUGGGUACAGCUUGAGGAUAACAGAGAAAAGUGAUGUGUACAGUUAUGGUGUUGUGCUUCUAGAGGUCUUAACAGGGAAGGCUCCAACAGAUAAUACAAUCCCAGAAGGUGUCCACAUUGUCACAUGGGUAAACAAAGAACUAAGAGAUAGAAAGAACGAAUUUGCAACAAUUCUUGAUCAGCAAUUACUCCAACGAUCAGGAACCCAAAUCCAACAGAUGCUUCAAGUGCUCGGUGUGGCUCUCCUCUGCGUCAAUACUUCGCCAGAGGAUCGACCGACAAUGAAAGAUGUCACAGCCAUGCUUAAGGAGAUCAAGCAGGAGACUGAGUAUGAGAAGCCUAAUUUGUUGGAAAGAGGAGCUAUCACAAAUCCAAAAGCAGCAGUUCAUUGUUCCAGUUUUUCUAGAUCAUCUGAGCCUCUAAUUAGAGCUGUACCUUCUGCAGUACCAUAGAUUCAGGAAAAAAAAAAAAGAAAAAGAAAAAAAGAAAAAAAAAAGCUGGAGAACAGUUCACUGAUUAUUUCCUUUUCAAGCAUGACAUUUAUUUGUAUAGAUUUGAAGUAUGUAGAAGUAAUAAUGAGAGGCUGAAUCUGUACUUCUGCUUGAAA